GUAGCACACACACCCCCAACCAAACAUUAUUAACAUCUUCGCAAAUUUAAGUUUAGGGUUUGUUUGUUUUGUUUACGCUUCUGGGUUUCGCUUGUUUUCUGGAAUGGAAGUGGAGAGCUGUGGUUUUGGUGAUUCAGGCACCAAAAACGGUGGUUUGAGCGGCGGUGUUAGAGCUGAGAUCGAUACUUCGGCGCCUUUUGAGUCGGUGAAGGAGGCUGCUUCUCGAUUCGGUGGAAUCGGUUUCUGGAAACCCUCUCAGCAUAAGCUCGUCUCUGAAACCGAGCACGAUGUGGAAGUGGUUGACAUUGCGAAAUUGGAGGAGCAAGCUGUGCAAUUGGAGAAAGAUCUCAUUGUUAAGGAAAGAGAAACGUUGGAUGUGCUAAAAGAACUCGAAACAACGAAACUAACCGUUGAAGAACUAAAAUUAAAGCUGCAGAAAGAAGCUUCCGAAGUAAAUGUGAGCCUUGAGAAGAACAAGGAUGAAAUGAAAGAAGCCGAGAAAGAAAAUCAUCAAGUUGGCCAUCCAAACUUGGGAGGAAAUUUGAGCCCACAUCCACAGUCGGCUCCCGGUUUAAUCUUAAUGGAGUUGAAGCAGGCCAAACUGAACCUUUCCAGGACAACUAAUGAUCUGGCAGACAUUCGAGGUUCAGUGGGCUCACUUAACAAUAAAUUAGAGAAGGAAAGAAUUUCUCUUAAGAAGACUCGAGAGAGGCUAAGUCAGAAUUCCUCAAAGAUAUCAUCCCUUGAGGAAGAGUUAAGUCAAACGAGAAUUAAACUUCAAGUAGUGAAAGAUGCUGAAAUCAAAAGCUGUGCUGAUAAUCCUUUGGAUAUAUCAAGGGAACUUCAAAGACUGAGUUCGGAGGCUGAGCAAUUCAAGAAAUUAGGACAAGCGACAAGAUCAGAGGUUUCGAGAGCUGUUUCUGAUAUUGAACAGACUAAAAUGAGAAUCAAAACGACCGAGAUGAGGCUACUUGCAGCCAAGAAAAUGAAGGAAGCUGCUAGAGCUGCAGAAGCUGUGGCUCUUGCAGAGAUCAAAACUCUUUUGUGCAAGGAGAGUUUGAUGGGCAUUCCUGUGCAAAAGGCAGAAGGGGUGACUAUUUCAUUUGAAGAGUACAAUGCCUUAAUGUGCAAGGCUCAAAAUGUUGAGGAACUUUCUAAUAGGAAAGUGGUAGAUGCUAUGCUCCAAGUUGAUGAAGCCAAUGUUUCGAAAAUGGAUAUCUUGAAGAAAGUAGAGGAGGCCACCGAGGAAAUCAAAACUAGUAAGAAGGCCUUGGAAGAAGCAUUGAACAGAGUAGAGGCUGCAAACAAGGGCAAGCUGGUGGUUGAGGAGGCUCUCCGGAAGUGGAGAUCCGAGGGUCAAAAACGCCGUUCUGUUCACAACUCUACCAAGUUCAAGAAUUCAUACCCAUCUCAGAAUCGAAAAGAUUCUCGUUUAUUUGAUGUGAAUGGAUUGAAUCUGGUUAGCAACGAUCCAACCCCAGUUUUGAAGCCAACCCUAUCAAUAGGGCAAAUACUUAGCCGAAAGCUGCUUCUGCCUGGGGACUUUGAGGAUGAGAUGUUGGCAGAGAAAGGUACUAUGAAAAGAAAGGUGUCAUUAGGUCAAAUGCUUGGCAAACAAAAUGCCGAUUUGAUCAACGAUUCUCAGAAGACCGAGAAAGAAAACAGUCACAAGCAGUUCUCAGGAAAGAGGAAGAAGUUUGGAUUUGCUCGGUUUUCUCUGCUUUUGGCGAAACAGAACAAGAAAAAGAAGAAGCCAACUCUCAACUUGAGGUAGUGCUGUGAUGGGGUUCCUUUGUUCUAAGUAACUCUUAAUUUCUUGUCUUGUUGACCACAUUUCUCUUCAAGCUGCCUACAUUAUGUUAUGUAUGUUAGGUUCUUUUCAUCUUUUAUCUCUAUGGUGCUUGUAAAGAUGCUAGGGAUAUUUAUAUCCUGUUUGAAUAUCAUCUAUUACAUGUUUGAUGUCAUGACAAC
Messenger RNA from Hibiscus syriacus, 1971 nucleotides. Its product is annotated as WEB family protein At2g38370-like. NCBI's taxonomy places the organism in Eukaryota, Viridiplantae, Streptophyta, Magnoliopsida, Malvales, Malvaceae. Bases 104 to 1774 code for a protein of 556 amino acids. The record is from RefSeq and is a predicted model, not a curated record. The transcript has 2 exons.